This is a messenger RNA of Bipolaris sorokiniana ND90Pr, 1326 nucleotides long. RefSeq lists its product as uncharacterized. The transcript is spliced from 3 exons. Bases 1 to 1326 code for a protein of 441 amino acids. The record is from RefSeq and is a predicted model, not a curated record. NCBI's taxonomy places the organism in Eukaryota, Fungi, Ascomycota, Dothideomycetes, Pleosporales, Pleosporaceae.
AUGGCUGCCCUCUCGGAAUGGCAGAGCAUCCUUUCGCAGCUCCAAUCAAACUUUUCGACGCUCAAUGAGAGCCUUAAAGUUGAUAAGCAAUUCUUAGCCUUUAGCGAUACGAAUGAGUUGAAAAGAGACAUUACCUUCGGUUGGACGUCCACUAGUUCAUCCGAUGCCGUUUUAUGCACCGUCUCAAAGGCCAAGGCACUCGUCAGGAGUGGAAACGCAGCUGAAGCCGAAUUCAUUCUUUCGGCUAGGCCAGAACAAUGGCGCAUGUUUUACGAACCGAUACCAAAAUCGCCAUUUCAAUCCUAUUGGGGUAUGUUCGGACAGAAUAUCCAUCAAGAAGGCGUGGAGGUGGUUGGAAACCAGGAUCUGUUUGUUCAGAUAGGGGCUAUCUGGCGAAGAGUACUGGAACUGAGCCACGAGGUUCUUCAUGGCCUAAUCAAAGAGGAUGUACAAGAUGAACAGGAAGUGGAUGUCCUUGUGGGCCGCUACAUCUUCAUCAAUACUUUAUGGGGCCGGACGAAACUUUUCUACGAGCAAAGCGGAGAUGCUGGCAAUGUACCAAUUCUGUUCUUGCACACGGCUGGAAGUGAUGGACGUCAAUACCACGGCGUUAUGAAUGACAGUAGAAUGUUGGCGAAAUACCACAUGACAUCGAUCGACCUGCCAGGCCACGGUCGGAGCUUUCCUGCAACAGACCAGAUACCGGGUAAACAUUGGAACACUGAAGAUGCGUAUGUGGGAUGUAUCAAGGAGAUUAUAACCGCCCUCGGACUCUCGAAGCCCAUCGUUUGUGGUGCAAGCAUGGCUGGACAUGUCUGUUUGGCUGUUGCAACACGUGCAGACGAGGUAGGCGCAGGCGGAGUCAUUCCAUGCCAGGCCUCGGAGCAUCUCGAUAUGAACAGGCAGUAUUGGGAUAGGUCACCGUUCGUCAACCAAGCUCUGUUCAACCCUGAAUGGAUUUAUGGUAUGAUGGCUCCCACAGCGCCCAGAAGAAAUCGGGACCUUGUCUGGCACACCUAUUCGGGACAAGCGUACUCUAUAUUCCAUGGCGAUUUGGACUUCUAUUUUGGCGGAUGGGAUGGCCGUGGUCGGGUUGAACACAUUGACACACAAAGAUGCCCAGUAUACAUGUUGACUGGAGAGUACGAUUGGAGUAAUACCCCAGAGAUGAGUAGGAUCACGGCAGCCAAGAUUCCCGGAGCGAAGUUCUCUGCGAUGACAUCACUUGGACAUUUCCCUGCGACGGAGAACCCCCAUCGUUUCGUUGGGUAUCUACUGAAAGCUAUGGAUCACAUCGUACAGACAAGGGCCUGUACGCAAGCAUGA